Messenger RNA from Eriocheir sinensis (Chinese mitten crab), 789 nucleotides. RefSeq lists its product as uncharacterized. Bases 1 to 789 code for a protein of 262 amino acids. The record is from RefSeq and is a predicted model, not a curated record. The transcript is spliced from 2 exons. Gene Ontology annotation, molecular function: nucleic acid binding; RNA-DNA hybrid ribonuclease activity. Gene Ontology annotation, biological process: DNA replication, removal of RNA primer. NCBI's taxonomy places the organism in Eukaryota, Metazoa, Arthropoda, Malacostraca, Decapoda, Varunidae.
AUGGUGUCCCUGCAUAUCCCUGGCCUCCCUCCUAAACCAUCCUCCAGCAUUGUGGCGGCCACACACUUCCUCCAACUCGACAGGACACUCUACCACCACCACCUGAAGAUCUACACGGAUGGGUCACACUCCCCAUCGCCACCCUCCACGGCAUCAGCCAUUUAUGACCCCAGAACCAGCACCUGCAGGACGUGGAGACUCCCCCCUGAGACAGACGUCCUGACGGCCGAGCUGUACGCCCUGCACCAGGCCCUCGCACACCUCCACACCACCCAUGCCAGGGGCAAGGCAGUCAUCUAUACAGACUCCCUCUCGUCACUUCACCUCCUCCUCUCCCGCCACCCAACAUCCUCGACGGCCCUGGCCCACACCACCCAGCGAGCCCUUCUCCUCCUAACAUCUGAGGGGUGGGAGGUCACCCUGCAGUGGGUGCCCUCACACUCAGGCAUAAAGGGCAACAACAUAGCAGACGCCGCCGCCAAGAUGGCCCUGGCGGACGUAAACAUCACGCCGCUCCCCCUGCCACUCUCCACGGCCAAACGCCUAAUUUCCCGCACCUGCCGCGCCUCCUGGGACGACACGCUCGCCAACACCCUCCGCAUCACCUCCAUGGGUCAAUACCGCACCAACUCCUCCCCACAGCCGUGGGUACGGAAAACGUCCCGCGUCCUAGACGUGGCCUUGACGCGCCUUCGCCUGGGCCACACACGACUCGGCGCUCACCUCCUCCGCCUGCGCCUCGUCCCCGACCCUCACUGCCCCUGUGCCCAAAGAGAGGUCACGCCGUAG